AUGACCCUCAGACCUCGCGCCGUACCAGAUCUACCCAAGGCGAAGGUUCCUGCAGAGUCAACAAACUUGGCAGCAUCGUCUUCUUCUUGGUCGUGCCCAGCUGAGGCAAUACCCAUUCUGGCAACACCACCUAUCUUCAGGAUACCGGCCGAGCUGCGGCUGGACUUCUAUGCAUUGGCACUACUGGUGGACGACUCAGACCUGCGCUUACUGCAGACUUGCAAGCAGAUCAACAUGGAAGCGCGCCCGAUCUUGUACCAACGACCGCUGACCCUCACAUCACAAGCACAAUUCUUCGAGCUCGUCCAGCGAAGCGACCCGGUGGACCUGCUUCGUAUACAUGAUGUGACUCUACAUCUCACAGACAUUAGCCUGUCGUCGCUACUGGAUGGGUUCGCUGGUAUCACUGCUUGGGCUUUGUAUCAACAGGAGCUAGAAAGGCUCGACAGAGCAUUCAGAACCAUAUCGGGCCUACGACGAUUAGUCCUGCGCCCGCCAGCAGUCAACCAUUCGCAGCUCUUACGAGGCAUGUACCUGUCAUUCCUCGGCCUGAUACCUCAGCAUCACCCAUCGCUGCAAAAUCUCGUCAUCGAAGACAACAAGGAUCUACUCAACAAAGUGCCGUCACUCCGAGAUCUACCGAAUGUACACUUCACCAUCACGACAGACAGUACGCCAGAUCGCAAGCAGACAUGUUCUCGAAGUCCAACAGUCAAAGUCGAGGUUGAGGAGAACGAGGAGGAUCUGCUGGCAGACCCUACCUUGCCCGAGGACUCGGGUCUCGUCGACAGGAAAGCCAAGACCAAGAAGCCGGCAAAGUCACCAAAGCAAGCAAGAUGGUACGCAAGCCUGCGACACAAGUACGACCAGGUAUCGCAGGACGACGGCGGCGAGGAGAUGAUUGAGCGUACUCUGCCGUAUCAUUAG
Messenger RNA from Recurvomyces mirabilis, 927 nucleotides. RefSeq lists its product as uncharacterized. The transcript is spliced from 2 exons. Bases 1 to 927 code for a protein of 308 amino acids. Lineage: Eukaryota; Fungi; Ascomycota; Dothideomycetes; Mycosphaerellales; Teratosphaeriaceae. The record is from RefSeq and is a predicted model, not a curated record.